This is a messenger RNA of Fusarium odoratissimum NRRL 54006, 5353 nucleotides long. RefSeq lists its product as uncharacterized. The record is from RefSeq and is a predicted model, not a curated record. NCBI's taxonomy places the organism in Eukaryota, Fungi, Ascomycota, Sordariomycetes, Hypocreales, Nectriaceae. Bases 339 to 5261 code for a protein of 1640 amino acids. The transcript is spliced from 7 exons.
CUCAGCUGUCUUGACGUAUGUACUUUAUCUCAAACACAGGCUUCCAAGUAUUUUCUUGACAACAUUUCAGGCUGGCACGAAACCUCUACACAAGUAACGCCAGAUUUGUCUUUGAGUUGCUCCAAAAUGCCGACGACAACAACUACAGCACGGCUCUCUCAAGCGGGCAAGAUCCAUAUGUGUCUUUCGAGGUUCGCCCAGAUAAGGUGUCAAUUGAGUGCAAUGAGAACGGCUUCACGCAUGAGAACCUCAAGGCCAUUUGCGCAAUCGGCAAAAGUUCAAAGGUUGGUGCAGCUGGGUACAUUGGUGAGAAGGGCAUUGGCUUCAAGUCAGUGUUUAUGGCGGCUUGGAAGGUUCACAUUCAGUCAAACGGCUUUUCCUUCUCGUUCACGCAUCGCAAGGGGGACUCCGGUCUCGGCAUGGUUACACCAGUAUGGGAAGAUGCAGAUGAGUCACUGGGAGGCUCUUCGACUCGCAUCACGUUGUUCCUGCAUACGAGUGAUGACCCGGAGGAGGAUGCGAGGCAGCGCGAGACCAUCCGACUCCAGUUCCAAGACUUACAACAUACGAUUCUACUUUUCCUUCGCAAACUCCGAAAAGUGCAGGUCUCAUUCGUCGAUGAGGAUGACACUCAAACGUCAAGCACGGCGUACUCUCUCCGUGGGAGCAACCCAGUCACUGUCAAGAAGGAGACUUUUGAGGGGGUGGAGGAGAGGCAGUAUCAUGUCACGAAGCAUGUUGCGGAGAAUAUUCCCAAGAGCGAGAACAGGACGUAUUCCGAAGAGCAGUAUCGCGCCGAUUCGUCUACGGAGGUUGUGUUGGCAUUCCCAUUAGCGGAUUCAGGUACACCAAUUGUCGAGAAUCAAGAUGUAUUCGCAUUUCUGCCAAUGCGCCCAAUGGGCUUCAAGUUCCUCAUUCACACUGAUUUCGUCACCGAGGCCAGUCGACAAGGCAUAGUCACCACAUCCGUCCGAAACCGCGGUCUCUUGAACGGCAUCGCGGAUUGCUUCAUUAAAGCCAUCGAGGAGUUUUGUCAGCAUCCGUCACUCCAAUACCAAUGGAUGCGCUGGCUCCCCCAACGAACCUCUUACCCUUGGGACAGCUUCUGGUCGGGUCUCCUCGACAGGAUCGAAUCGCGCAUACAGGAAGUCAAAAUACUUCGCACGCUCGGCACUGGAAGAUUGGACUACAUACACAAGCUGUGUCGUCUUCAGCCAUGGUUGCGAGAUAAAAACGGUGAUCCGCUUUUCACUGAUCUUGACGAGGAGAUUUACCUUGCGAAGGAGUAUACACGUGAUGAUCUGAAGUUGUUGGAGACGUAUGGACUGGAAAGUAUGUCGCCAUCGGAUGCGAUCACUCGUGUUGAGAAGGAUCUCGAAAGGGACAUCAAGGAUUCGAGGAUGAAGAGUCCCGCUACGGAUAACGAAUGGCACUCACUUGCAGCACGAGCACUCAUCUUGUUGAAGAACACCGCGACAGUGGGUCCAGCUCAGGACCGCCUCAAGCAACUUCGAUUCAUCCCCCUCGAGAAUGGCACCUGGGUUUCUUCAAGCAGCGGGCCACUAUAUUAUUCGCAUUCCUCAGGGAGCCUUGCAAUCCCUGACGACCUUGAUUUGAGCCUGAUCGACUCGGAAGCAGCCAGCAACCCUGAUCGUCGUGCGCUCUUUGACAAGUUCGGCGUCAUCGAGGCGCUUGUGAGGGAUGUACGAGCUUUAAUCCUGAAGAAGCCAAUCAGUCCGGUCGCCGAUGCAGGUGCUCUUGCAGUAUCCAUCGCCCAUCUCAAGUUCUUGUACCUUUCCGAGGUACUACUCGAGGAGAAUGAGGAUCAGGCGAAGUUGCGUGGCUACCAUGUGUAUGACCAGAAUAUGAGAGCACGGUCGCCAACUAAACAUGAUGUUUACCUAACAACAGACGACGCGUAUGGACCCAGUGAACUGUUCAAACCUCAAGUAGAUGCGCCCGGCUUCGCAGCGCCUUUUCUUCAUCACAACUACGUCCAGGAAAGGCCAGGUACACCAGCAGGUUACUCUUGGGGAUGGGAUGAAUGGCUCCAGUUACGCCUCCGACUUCGGCUUCAACUUCGACUUACCAAGAAGGGUCCAGACCGAAAGUUAAAGCUGUCUGCCGCCUUUCUCUACAUUGAGCAGCACCGACCGAAAUGUCUUUUGGGUGCCCUUCAGAGAGUCUGGGAUGUUGAGAGAACAAAGGUCAUGGAAUCUACUGAUAUCAUGAGGGAGUUGCGGCAAGUCGAGGUCGUGUGCAAAGGAAGAGAUGAGUUUGCUUUGUCUGAGCCGCUGUCGACUACUUACCUACCUCUGCCUGAGCUUGAGGGGAAACAUUCACGCUAUGCUGAGGAUGAAGGUUUUGUGUUUCUGGAUUUGGGUGAACCGAUUACUUCGAGCACGUAUCGUUCCAAAUGGGGUUUCUUGGUUGAUGAUCUUGGGGUUGGGUGUACUGAUGAUCUCCAGUUCUAUCUAGCCAUUCUGAGAACUAUCCGGUACAGUAAUGCUGCGGCUGGAGUGCGUCGGAAUACGAGGGUGUUAGAUCUCUACGAAGUCAUUCAUGCCCGGUGUCGGGAAGCUGAUAGCUUCCUCGACGCGCAGGCGGAAGCAAGGCAAGCGAUUAAUGACGGAAACCUGAUAUACAUUCCCGCACACGACUCGAGCCCAGCGAUGUGGACAUCCUCCGACAAAUGCUUGUGGAACGCCCGAGAAGACAUGCAGACGUCAUACCCUCUCGCCCACCUCUACCGAUCCGUUUUCCACCGCUCAGAAGAAGAUCUCGAUGUCUUGCGACAAUUCUUCAAGACCGCACUGGGAGUCAGAGACUGUUCAUGCGAGGAUUACCUGAGCGAGAUACGAAGAUUGAAGGACUUGAAGAGUGAAGACUUUGACUGGGUUAAUGACCUGUACGGUUCUCUGGACUCUGAGAGGUUUGGUAUGAUGGAGGCUGAUACUACAAAGCUCAGGAAAACUUUCGCUGAAGAGUCAUUGAUCUACUUCAAUGUCGGCAACGUAAGCCGCUGGUACACAGUCGGCGAAUGCCUAUGGUCGAGCGCUACACAAAUUCGCGGCAGAGUGGCUCUCAACGAUCUCUAUCCCGAAUUAGAAGGUUUCUUCGUCAGUUUCCUCGGUGUGCAAGAACUUACGCUGGACAUGGCCUACGACGAACUCAAGGAGAUGGGCAGCAGAGUGCCACCACCAUCAGUCGCUGCAGUCAAGGAAACCAUAUGGGCGCUCAAUUCUCUACUUGACACAACAGCUGAUCCACCAGAUGAAGAACCUAUCUUUCGAGGAACGGUCUUUCCUGUGAGGUAUCCAAAUAAGUCAGUGAAGUUACAGUCUGGUAUGACACAAUUCGCUAUUGCCGACCGAAAGGCUCUGGGCGAUAUCUUCGCUCCUCAGGCCAAGAUGCUUGACUUUUCGUUGGACGAAGUUCGUCGCUUGCGGCCAUUCCUUUCAUGGCUCGACCUGGAUUCGCGGUAUUUGUCUACCUCUGUACGAGAGAUCUCUACUGUGGCGGGCGGGCUCAUGGACAAGUUACAGUAUCGGGACAGGGAGUUCAGGCAAAAGGCAGAUGGUCUGUUCAGAAUCGCGGUGCAUUUUAACAGUCCUCGGACUUCAGAGGACAGCUCGGAGCUUUAUUGGACCCUCAUGGGUGCAGAGGUCUACGAAACGGAUGGCAUCUCCUCCGAACUCCAUUUGUCACAGGAUGGCCAUGGUCUAGUGCAUGUACAAGAUAGGAGUGAGCUUCACAUACGCGAAGACGACAGCAGCCUCAAGAUAUACGUGCCACGUGAUCCCAAGGCCCAAGGAUUCUGUUACUUCUCGACUCUUCCAAGACGGUUCCUAGAAUGGAUGAUGACAGACCCUGUUACUUUACAAGUCAAGCAUGCUGGCUCCAAAGCUAUCCAGAUCGUAAGUGCGGUUUUGAAUGCACCUCUCAUCAACAUGGCGCAGAUUCUGGAGGCGGAGGGUGUUGUCGAGGUAGACAUCCCUCAAGACAGGGACGGCCAAGCGACUGAGGACGAGGCUGUGGAAGUCACUGAAGUAGGUCAUGUCGACAUCGAAGAGGAGGACGUACAUGAUUCCACUGUGUAUCAUGAAGCGCUGGAGACAAACGAUGAAACUGGUUCCCACGAGGCGGAGGAAGACCCCAUUGCUCGAUUUCUGGCCCAACCGGAGAUUCACGAAGACGAUAUAUCGAGCGACGAAGACUCAAUGCUACAAACAUUCGACAACUUGAGAUCUCCUCCGAGACUAUCAGAUCUCCCUGUUCGACAGCGAAGUCCUGCGACUUCAAACUCAUCCGUCACUGGACGACGACUGUUCACCCCAACUUCGUCCACGGCUGAAUACUUCCGCCAAAAUAGGCGAACAUCAUCAAAUAUUCACCGGAACGCGGGCAGGCAUGAGUCUUUACAGUCGACGCCAAGAUCAGCAAGCCAGCCACAGCCAACCUUUGUCUUUGGCUCUUCCCCUACAGCGCAGCCCAGCUCAGCAUUCCUAUUCCAGAGCUUUGGCGAAGCAUCCCAACAUCCUACCAUCGAAGACGAAGAAGAGUAUCUGAGACUAGUCAGUAAUGUCAUUUCUGCGGCAAAUACAGCAACGCUUCCUAGUAAGGGCGCUUAUGACAUGUCGGGGCUUUUCGGUGCACUACCAGAAGUAGAUGAAGAAGAGAUUGAGCUAUCACGACAAUUCCGGUCACAUGGCCUUCCUGAACGAGACAUGCGAAUAGGAGCUCUCGGUGAACUAUAUGUCUUUGAACUUCUUCGCAACAUGAAUCCACCACUACCUCGCUUCAGUCGCGACAACUGGCAAAGCCAAAUGCGAAAGUUCGUCACCAUUCAUCCCGAUUACUCAGACAUGCUCCCCUGGACCGCCCAAGAAACCGCCGACAUUGUGUACUUUGACCGAAAGCGGGUAUUGACGAAUCACUUGGUGGACAAAGGCUACCUCGACAAAACAGCUUGGCAGAACAAAAAGCCUUUGUUCUUGAUUGAGGUCAAGUCUACAACGGGACAUAGCCGAACACCGUUUUACAUGAGUAAGAGACAGUAUCAAAGGAUGCAGGAGAAUUCUAAUACGACUCUUUCACCGGCGACGUCGCCUACGGUUUAUCUGAUAGCAAGAGUAUCGAAUGUUGAUAAGACGAAUGUUGAAGUGAAGAUUUAUCUUGAUCCAGAGAAAUUGAGACAAGAUGGAUCGUUGGUGUUUACGGGGGAGACUUGGUCAAUCGUCCCAGGGCCUAGAUCAACUUGACGAUGUCAACUUCCAGGUCAUCAAUCUUCUACCUAUCUCAAUGAGAAUAACAUUUCUAUCGACAUAUUGCAUACUAAUGAGCUUCACUUCGA